UACAUAAGUACCUCAUGGCAGUCUUUAUCUGAAAUUAACUUUCAUCAUGGCCGGAGGUAUAAUGAUAAGGAAUUUGCACAGACUUUUCAGCCAGUAUCUCGGUGCUGCGCGACCAUAUAGAACUUGCCUUUAUCACACCGAAAGGGGAGUGUACGGAUACAGACCCAGGCAAACUGAAGAAGACGACACCAUACCAUCUGUAGGGACCCAUACCUUUUCGUUAAACCAAGAUCAUGGUUUGGCUCGGCUGGUGGAGGCUUACCGAGCACAUGGCCAUAAAGCAGCCAAAAUUAAUCCUCUACUUCCCGAUGCACCGGUCAUUGAGAAGGUACCUGAAAUAAACCGGCUGUCUGGAACCCUCCAGGGACCCUUCAAUACAACUGGUUUACGCCACUUUGGCAAAGCUGAGGCAUCCAUUGAAGAGGUUGUAGCGUACCUUGAGAGUAUCUAUUGUGGGAGCAUCUCUGUGGAAACCACACAACUCCAGACCCUACAGGAAAGGGAGUGGUUUGCUGACCGUUUUGAGGAACUCAAAAAAGAGACUUUUUCUACAGAGGAGAAAAGGCAACUGGCUAAACUCAUGCUUGAAUCACAGGAGUUUGACCGGUUCUUGGCCACCAAGUUUGCCACUGUGAAGCGAUACGGAGGUGAAGGAGCAGAGAGCAUGAUGGGAUUCUUCUAUGAGCUCUUCCGAUCAGCAUGUUAUAGUGGGGUGACUGACGUGAUCAUGGGCAUGCCACAUCGUGGUCGUCUGAACCUGCUGACCGGACUGCUACAGUUCCCUCCUGAGCUAAUGUUCCGCAAGAUGAGGGGUCUUAGUGAGUUCCCAGAAACCUCCCCCUCUAUUGGCGAUGUGCUUUCUCACCUAACCUCCACUGUGGACCUGGACUUUGGGGCAGGACAUCCACUCCAUGUUACUAUGUUACCUAACCCCUCCCACUUGGAGGCCAUCAAUCCUGUGACACAGGGUAAGACUCGUGGCAGGCAGCAAGUCAAAUCUGAUGGGGACUACUCUGCACACCCACAUGCUCAGCCAGGAGACAAGGUCAUCUGUGUUCAGGUCCAUGGGGAUGCCUCAUUUUCAGGGCAAGGAAUUGUACCAGAGACUUUCACUCUGUGUAACCUGCCCCACUUCCGGGUUGGUGGCAGCAUUCAUCUCAUUGUGAACAAUCAAGUUGGUUAUACAACCCCCUCUGAGAGAGGAAGAUCAUCAUUGUACUGCAGUGAUGUUGGUAAAAUGGUGGGUUGUGCUGUGGUCCAUGUGAACGGGGAUGAUGCUGAGGAUGUGCUUAAAGCAACACGGCUGGCAGUGGAAUAUCAGCGGCGCUUCCGAAAAGAUGUGAUUGUAGAUCUGUUGUGUUACCGCCAGUGGGGGCACAAUGAACUAGAUGAACCUUUCUUCACGAAUCCAGCUAUGUACAAAAUUAUCCGCUCCAGAAAGAGCAUCCCAGACUCAUACUCAGACAAGCUCAUCUCAGAGGGGCUAAUGGCAGAGGAAGAACGUGGACAGAUCAAGUCAGCUCACUAUGCUAUGCUCAAUGACCGACUGUCCAAUAUGACUCUGUACAGCCCCCCACCCACCAACCUCCAGGGCCGCUGGGGUGACUUGGUGGAGCCACAAAAUCGUGUCACUUCAUGGGACACAGGUGCCCCAGUGGCCCUGCUGCAGUUUGUGGGUGCCAAGUCAGUGGACAUUCCUGAGGAAAUCCAGCUGCACAGUCACCUUAGGAAGACACAUGUACAGAUGCGACUCCAGAAACUUGAGGAGGGAGCCAAGCUGGACUGGUCCACAGCUGAAGCCAUGGCCUUCGGCUCACUCCUCUGUCAAGGUUUUAACAUCCGGAUCAGUGGCCAAGAUGUGGGUCGAGGUACAUUUAGUCAGCGUCAUGCCAUGGUGAUUUGCCAGGAAACAAGUGAAAUGUAUAUUCCCCUUAAUCACAUAGAUCCUGAGCAGAAGGGCUUCAUGGAGGUGUGCAACAGUGCCCUGUCUGAAGAGGCUGUACUGGGGUUUGAAUAUGGUAUGAGUAUUGCCCAGCCUAAGCUUCUACCCAUAUGGGAGGCUCAGUUUGGGGACUUCUUCAAUGGUGCCCAAAUUAUCUUUGACACUUUCAUCUCAGGAGGUGAGGCCAAGUGGUUGUUGCAGAGUGGCAUUGUCAUCCUGUUGCCACAUGGAUACGACGGAGCUGGGCCAGAACAUUCAUCCUGCCGCAUUGAGCGCUUCUUACAGAUGUGUGACAGCAAAGAGGAAGGUGUUGACAGUGACACAGUGAACAUGGGAGUGGUGCACCCCACCACCCCAGCACAGUACUUUCACCUGCUUCGGCGUCAGAUGAUUCGCAAUUUCCGCAAACCACUCAUUGUUGCUGGACCUAAAACACUUUUGCGUUUCCCAGGGGCAGUAUCUACCUUAGCAGAUCUGGCUCCAGGCACAUCCUUCAAGCCUGUAAUUGGUGAUCAUUCAGUUAAACCUGAAAGUGUUCAGCGGGUCGUGCUGUGCUCAGGGAAACACUACUAUGCCUUGCUGAAACAUAGGGAGACGUUACCAAAGGCCACUGAGACCACUGCAUUAAUAAGAAUGGAGGAGCUGUGCCCCUUCCCACUGGAACCCUUGCAGCAGGAGCUGUCUAAAUAUGUCAAUGCCAAAGAGUUUAUUUGGAGUCAAGAGGAACCACAGAACAUGGGCGCCUGGUCCUUUGUGGCUCCAAGAUUUGAGAAACAGCUGGCCUGUAAGUUGCGGUUAGUCAGCAGGCCUUCACUACCUGCCCCAGCAGUAGGCAUUGGAACUCUUCACAAACAACAAGAAGAGGCAGUCCUGUCAGCCACCUUCAGUUGAUGCAACUAAAAUCGACACCCUGUUGAGGGUAUCCUCCUACACUAUCCUCCUACAUCCUCCUAUUUCAGCAUUUCUGGAUUUCAUACUUCAAUGAUAACGAUUUACUUCUUUUUGUCACAUUGUUUUUUCAGUACAGUUUACACAUUCGCAAUGAUAACACUAACAGUGAUCACACAGGGUUGUAAAAUUAAAUUGCGGCCAAAUGGAUAAUCAGAUAAAACCUCUCUGUAGAACAGAUGAAUGAAACCACAGCAGUUUUCCCAAGCUUCUUAAACAAAAUUAUCCAUCAGAGUACAACACAGCAAUGACAUAGUUUUACCCAAUUUCAGUUGAAAAUAGAGGGAUUCCCUUUUUGCUUAAGUAUUAAAAUGAAGGAAUUAAUUGGGAUGUAAGCGGAGGUGCUACAGCACAAGUAAACUUACCCUCAAAAAUAAGAGUAAUGAAAAGGCACUUAAGAAUUUCAUACACCACUAACAAAUGUUUAAGCGCUAACUCAGUUGCACGUGGUGCUCGAGAAAUGACAUGAUUAUAAAAUUAGGUUUGGACUGUCAGUGGGUUCUGAAUUAUUUAUACAUGACGUGAUUGUUUUAGCUGCUGUGAUGUGUGGUGUUUUGUAAUAUACAUGAGAACUUUAUUGUUUACAUCUGAUACAAUAAAUGGUUCCUAAAAUAAUGACUGAAGAUUAUGAACAAAAAAAAAAUGGAAUUAAAAAAAUGGAUAAAAAAUGAGAUGUUCAAACUUUUGUUGAUUUGUUUAUGUGGUUACUGAAAGAAGAGAGUGUAUUGCUUUCUUUUACACUAUGGAGUCACAGCAUAUAACUUAUCAUUAUAGAUCUCCCCUGAUUCAUACAGCACCGUUGCCAUAGACAAAAGAAACACAACCAUAUGCCUACUUUCCUACACAGUAAAAUAGCCAUGGUAUCUCUUAUCACAUAGGUAAGAUCACUAUGAUAGUGGGUCGCCUACUAAGAAGUGGGAGAGGGACAUAGCAGUCCUUGCCCACUGAAAAGAACAUGAUUGGUUGUGCUACCUCAGACACUUGGUAACAGGCUGCAAAUGAAACACUGUUCUAGGUCUCGCCUCAGCUUUGAAAGCAGAUUAGUGUGUGGUAACACCUAACCAACGAUUUUCUUGAAUUUGUAAUAUUUCAGUACUUCGUGUACCAUUUAAGAGACGUGUACCCCAUAGUCCUUUUGCACAAGCUUUCCCAACAGUCACCUGUUAACAUAUGAAAGACAUCUCAUGCAAAACAGCACUAUUUACUUUUUACAUUUACUUUUACUCAGAUUUUAAGUUCUUCUUUUCUUCUUUACUUGCACUUGUUUUUUUGUGUCUUCAGAUUCAGUUUAUCUGUGAAAACUGGACUUGCACAGAAAAUAAAGAAAGAAAAUGGA
Molecule: messenger RNA, 4226 nt
Organism: Chanos chanos (milkfish)
Lineage: Eukaryota; Metazoa; Chordata; Actinopteri; Gonorynchiformes; Chanidae
Gene: dhtkd1
Product: dehydrogenase E1 and transketolase domain containing 1
Exons: 17
Coding region: 47-2833 (928 amino acids)
Molecular function (GO): thiamine pyrophosphate binding; oxidoreductase activity, acting on the aldehyde or oxo group of donors, disulfide as acceptor
Source: RefSeq, a predicted model, not a curated record